Messenger RNA from Pelagomonas calceolata, 1638 nucleotides. The record is from the annotation of a GenBank genome assembly. Lineage: Eukaryota; Pelagophyceae; Pelagomonadales; Pelagomonadaceae.
GUAAUAAGAGUGGUCCGCAAGUCGCUCGACGUGCGGAAGAAGCUGCCCGAACCGCGCUGGACCUACGUCGUGGACGUCGAGUGCGCCGGCGCUUCGCUGAGCAGCCGGGCGCUGCGAGCGGCUCGAGGGUUUGACCGUAGCGCCCGCGCGCGUCACGGACACGAAGAAGAAGCGCACUGUCGUCGUCGUCGGCUCGGGCCCCGCGGGCCUCUUCGCGGCGCUGCAGCUCGCCUCCGACGGCUGCGCCGUGACACUGAUCGAGCGCGGGCGAGCCCGUCGAGCGCCGCGGCCGCGACAUCGGCCGGCUCAUGGCGGGGCGCCAGCUCCAGGCGCAGUCGAACUUUUGCUUUGGCGAGGGCGGCGCGGGCGCGACGGCGGCGUCUUAAGGAAAGCGUGGUGGUGGGGACCGUCGACCGGGGGAACGCGACGCAGGCACGUGGUCCGACGGCAAGCUCACGACGCGCAUCGGCCGCAACUCGGGCGACGUCCGCGCGGUCCUGCGGACCUUCGUGCGCCACGGCGCGCCUUCGGAAAUAUUGACGCAGGGCGCGCCGCACCUCGGCACGGACGGCCUCAUCGGCAUCCUCAAGUCGCUGCGCGGGCAAUUGACGGAACUCGGCGUGGACCUGCGCUUCGGCACGCGGUUGCUGGGCCUCGAGACGGAAAAUAACGAAAGCGCGCUGGCGUCCCGCGUGCUGGGCGGCCGGAGAGGCCACGAUACAUGCGGACGCCGUCGUCUGCGCCGCGGGCCACAGCGCCGACGACGUCUACGACGCGCUCGAGGCCGCGGGCGCCAAACUCGAGGCGAAGCCCGUCGCGGUCGGCUUUAGGGUGGAGCACCCGCAGUCGUUGGUGAAUGGUCUGGCCUACGGCGACCUCGCCUGCCGCGUCGUCACGGGCAAUUCUAGAACCGACAAGGCCAAUCUGUUAAGGCACCCGACCGACGAAGCUUUGUCGAGGGACUCGGAGGCUCUGUUACCGGUCGCGGCAUAUAGACUCGCGGCGGACGUCGGCGACCACUCCAUAUAUAGUUUCUGCAUGUGUCCUGGGGGGCAAGUUGUUCCAGCUCUAACAAAACCGUCGGAGAUGGUCGUCAACGGCAUGUCCUACUCGCGGCGGCACUCGCUGUUCGCGAACGCGGCGCUGGUCGUGAGUGUUGCGACGGACGACCCGUGCUUGGAUCAAACGAAGGGUGCGCGGCGCGUCCUCGCCUUCCAGCGGUCGUUGGAGAGGAAGGCGGCUCUCUUGGGUGGCGGCGACUACGUCUGCCCCGUCCAGCGCCUGACCGAUUUCGUCGACAAGAAAGCGCCGCGUCAGAGACCGCCGCCGGCGUCGUCCUAUAGAUUGGGCGUGCGCGAGGCGUCAUUGCACGACGGCUUACUCCCAGAUCCCUUGGCGGACGCGCUGCGGGCCGCGGCGACGGGCGCGUUCGAAAGGUCCAUGCCCGGAUUUGUCGGCGACGACGCGAUCCUCCACGGCGUCGAGACGCGGACGUCGGCGCCGUUACGGGUCGUGCGCAAUGCUGAAUGCGAGUCUGUGUCCCUCAAAAACUUAUACCCGUGCGGCGAGGGCGCGGGCUACGCUGGGGCAUCGUGCCGCGGUCGUCGACGGGCGCGCGUGGCGCGGGCCGUGAUCGGC